Entamoeba invadens IP1 is the source of this 795-nucleotide messenger RNA. RefSeq lists its product as hypothetical. The record is from RefSeq and is a predicted model, not a curated record. Lineage: Eukaryota; Evosea; Mastigamoebida; Endamoebidae. The transcript has a single exon. The coding region runs from base 1 to 795 and encodes 264 amino acids.
AUGGCAGAGGAUGGGCGUAUCACACUUGAAGAAUUGAAGAAUUUGGUGUUGUAUCUUCAACAAACAAUUAUCAAAACACAAUCGGAGCUCAUUGACACAAAAAGCCAAUUGGAGAAGACAACGCGGCGCUGCGACGCACUGGAAGAGGAACUUCACAAAACUCGAAACGUCGUUCAUUCACAAAUUCCAAAAAUAAGUGAACUUGAAAAAGCCGAGUCAGUCACUCCGAAUGUCACAGAACACAGCGACGACUUCGGGUUAAGUAUAUAUGAGCUCAACUUUAUACGACUGAGUGACGCAUUGAAAACGUGGACGGGUCGCGAGGAGAUGUUAGUCUUAUUUGACUCUGACAUCGAUGACCAAAGUAAUGUCUCUUUUCAAGCAUGUGUCUUGAACAAACACUCUCUCUUUAUCAUCCUUUUUGAUAAGAAAGGAAACAUCUUUGGUGCGUAUUUGCGAAAGUCGGUGUCUAAAGUCUCGAAGAGAAUGGAAGACAAAGGACAUUUCAUCUUUUCUUUGGAAUCAAACGGAAGAGUCGACUCUCCUAAGAGAUGGAUCCCACGAAGUGACAAGCCUUCAACUUGUUUCAUGCUCAAUCGAACAAACAACACUAUCGGAAGACUCUGUGAAAUCGGAUUUCCAGAAGGUUUUAUUUCAGUCUCUAAGACCUCCUUCAGACAAAGUGGAUGCGUCGACUUGUCUACUAAAUAUGAGGGAAUCGAUAACGACGACUUGAACGCAACAAACAACGAAAUUUUCCAUUUCGAAAGAAUUAUGAUCGUCCAGAUGCUGUAA